GGUAGGGUUUCAUUGUUGGGGAGCUGGGUAUGGGUGUGAAAGGACCCUUCUGGACUAAACUCUUGGAGUCGGGACCAUGUGACAGGGGCGGAUGUGAGAGUGGAGAGGUGAGGGAAGGAAUGGUGGCCUUGCAGAGCCUGGGCAGGCCGCGCCUGCUGGAGAGCAAGCCUCACCACCACCUGUAGCUUUUCUCCUCCAGACAGGGCUCUGCCCAUCCAGAACUUCCCGUCCUUUGGGACCCGUAAGUCCUUCUUUCUUCAGGUCCGGCUUCCUUCCAGGCAAGCAGAGAACCUCUGAAGCACUAUCCUGCACAGUUGUGUUUUUUUUUUUCCUGCCUCUGCUCAAAUUCUCUUUGUCUCCGUUUUCUGAGCUGUCCUUCCAUAUUCUAGUUCUUGGUGACAUUCUCUAAAUGAGCCCCUACUGGUUCCUAGUAGCCACUUCCUUAACUUUGCAGAUAGUCACCAACCUUGUAUUUGGGAAUGAUUUUCCAGAAUUUAAGUCCCUGAUGGAGGAAGGCCCCAGUCCCAGGACCUCCUCCUUGCCCCACAGCUCCCCACCCAAAGCCAAGCGUGCCCUUUCUUCAUUGUCCCCAACUGCUGGUCACCCAAGACACUGUGUGAGUGUUUCCAGUGACAGGGAGCACCACUUAAGGUUGUUGCUGCAUGUCUAAAAGUGUAACUUUGUGGCAUAUGUCUGUCUUCCUCACCAGACUGUAGGGUGUGUCACUGAUCCCAGGCUACAAAAAUGCCUGAGACUAUCAUUUUAACCCUGGGAAGGGGGGGAAUUGGGAAAGAAAAAGUCAGAAUCUUAGCAGGCUUAGGCAGUGUCAAAAAGUCUAACUCUUGGCUGGUGGAGAUUUGCAGUAGUGGUGAUUUUAGCUUGUGGGGGAAGGGCAAAUGGGAAAGGAAUUAAAAUCAGAUUGUCCUGGGGGAAGGGGAAUUGGCUGUUACAUUUUUAUGCUUAUUAAAAGGGGGCAUGAGAUGCUUCAUAAAAAAAAAAGAAAAGGAAAGAAAGAAAUUGAGCAAUACUCUUGUUUGUGCCGUUUCAGUGAACCAGCUGUUUUUUUUGCUAGGUCAUCACCAGUAGACAGUUCCUGUGUAAUCAUGACGGGAGGUGCAGGCUGGGCUCUAGCAAAUCUGCAGUUUACCGUUUCUCCACUAAAACGCCCCAGCAAUGCCAAGUCACUGCCAUGUGGCCAAAUUACACCGAGCGCCUGCCAUGUGUCAAGCUCUGUGCUGUGACAAGAUGCAGUGCCACCUCCAGGGAGCCCUCAGUAUUUCUCCGUGGACAAUGGCAGCUACGAUUCAGGCCAUGGAGAGGAAGAUUGAAUCGCAGGCUGCCCGCUUGCUGUCUCUAGAAGGUCGAACCGGGAUGGCGGAGAAGAAGCUGGCCGACUGCGAGAAGACGGCCGUGGAGUUCGGGAACCAGCUGGAGGGCAAGUGGGCCGUGCUGGGGACCCUGCUGCAGGAGUACGGGCUGCUGCAGAGGCGGCUGGAGAACGUGGAGAACCUGCUGCGCAACAGGAACUUCUGGAUCCUGCGGCUGCCCCCGGGCAGCAAGGGGGAGGUCCCCAAGGUGCCCGUGACCUUUGAUGAUGUGGCCGUGUAUUUCUCCGAGCAGGAGUGGGGCAAGCUGGAGGACUGGCAGAAGGAGCUCUAUAAGCACGUGAUGAGGGGCAACUACGAGACGCUGGUCUCCCUGGACUAUGCCAUCUCCAAGCCCGAGGUCCUCUCCCAGAUUGAACAAGGGAAGGAGCCGUGCAACUGGCGUCGCGCUGGCCCCAAGAUCCCAGAUGUUCCCGUGGACCCAAGUCCAGGCUCGGGGGCCCCGGUCCCUGCCCCUGACCUCUUAAUGCAGAUCAAGCAGGAGAGUGAGCUCCAGCUGCAGGAGCAGCAGGGGCUGGGCGUGGAGGCAUGGGCAGCCGGGCAGCCAGAUAUCGGGGAAGAGCCCUGGGGCCUCAGCCAGCUGGACUCCGGAGCAGGAGACAUCUCCACGGACACUACUUCUGGCGUCCAUUCCAACUUCUCCACCACCAUCCCACCCACCUCCUGGCAGGCGGACCUCCCUCCCCACCAUCCUUCGUCAGCAUGCUCCGACGGGACCCUGAAGCUCAACACCGCAGCCUCCACAGAAGCAGAUGUAAAAAUUGUGAUAAAAACAGAAGUCCAGGAAGAGGAGGUGGUGGCCACACCCGUGCAUCCUACUGACCUAGAGGCUCACGGGACUCUGUUUGGACCAGGCCAGGCCACUCGGUUUUUCCCUAGUCCUGUCCAGGAAGGCGCCUGGGAGAGCCAGGGCGGUUCCUUCCCCAGCCAGGACCCUGUGCUGGGGCUGCGAGAGCCUGCCCGGCCCGAGAGGGACAUGGGGGAGCUCAGCCCUGCUGUGGCCCAGGAGGAGACCCCUCCCGGGGAGUGGCUCUUCGGUGGGGUCCGGUGGGGCUGGAAUUUUCGGUGUAAACCGCCAGUGGGCCUGAACCCAAGGACUGGGCCUGAGGGGCUCCCUUACCCCUCCCCAGACAACGGCGAGGCUGUCCUGGACCCCAGCCAGGCCGCAAGGCCCUUCAAUGAUCCCUGUAAAUACCCUGGCCGGACCAAAGGCUUCGGCCACAAGCCGGGGCUGAAGAAGCACCCGGCCGCGCCCUCGGGGGGCCGGCCCUUCACCUGCGCCACGUGCGGGAAGAGCUUCCAGCUGCAGGUCAGCCUGAGCGCGCACCAGCGCAGCUGCGGGCUGCCAGACGGCGCGGGCCCCGGGGCAGGAACGGCGGGCGGCAGCACGCGGGACAGCAGCGCCCUGCGGUGCGGGGAGUGCGGCCGCUGCUUCACGCGCCCCGCGCACCUCAUCCGCCACCGCAUGCUGCACACGGGAGAGCGCCCCUUCCCCUGCACCGAGUGCGAGAAGCGCUUCACCGAGCGCUCCAAGCUCAUCGACCACUACCGAACGCACACGGGCGUGCGGCCCUUCACCUGCACCGUGUGCGGCAAGAGCUUCAUCCGCAAGGACCACCUCCGCAAGCACCAGCGCAACCACGCGGCGGGGGCCAAGGCGCCGGCCCGCGGCCAGCCGCUCCCGCCGCUGCCUGCCGCGCCCCCGGACCCCUUCAAGAGUCCCGCCUCCAAAGGACCCUUGGCCUCCACAGACCUGGUGACCGACUGGACUUGCGGCCUCAGCGUGCUGGGACCCACUGACGGCGGGGACCUGUGAGCGCCCCGGCCGCGCGUGUACGAAGCCCGGUUUGCGGACAGCAGGGUGGCCUCGGGAGCCCGGAGGCGGAAACGGAGACUGGGGAACCCAAUUUCCAAGUUGCCAAACUGAUCACUGGAAAAAGAGAAACUAUCAAACAAUGCAGCUUACACCUCUAAACAAAGUAGAAUUCUCUGAUUGUGAAAUAUGAGCACCGUAGAAUUUUAAGUAAUUUAAUUGCAAACCUGGUUUUGGUUUUUUGUUGUUUUUUUUUUUUUUUAUCCUCGAGGAAAAAGCUGGAAAAUAGUAGUAGUGCCAGUUUAAAUUUGGUAGCACACUUUCGGUUUUCAGGGCGUGCGUUUCUGUUGCUGUGUUUCACCGAGUCUCGUCGUGAGUGUGUUGGAAGGUUGGCCAGCCGAGGCGCCCCGGACCCCCCGACCCCUGGGGAUCGGGUCCUGCCCCCCACUCAAUCCUGUGGGCGGUGCGCCGGGACCCUGCGCUGUCCACGCGGGCUGAUCUGGGCCUGGAGCGCCAAGCCCUGGGCAGUGAGGCCACGCGGUGCCCGGAGCCAUCUCAGCGCAGCAGCAAAGACCGUCCGGGAGCAGCAGUUCCGUUCCCCAGCUUGCCUCCAUCCGAAAAGGCCCCCCAAAAGUGCUGGCCCCAACUCUUCCCUAUUCGGGCCACCUGCAGUACCAGUACCUCUCCAAAGGGAACUUGGCAGUGUCCCCUGCUGUGUGACUCCCGGCCUCGCGAGGGAGGGUUGUCAGAAACCAUAGUGUUAGGUCUGGAGAGGAGAAGAAACCGAGGCUCAGGGAGCUGAACCCUCAAACAUCUAGUCACCCGCGGAGCGGGAGCGAAGCCCGGCCUGCCCACCCCACCCGGGGCUGCGUCCCACUCGCACAAGAUACCUGUUUCCUGUCGCCUCUGCGCAGCGACUUGUUAUUUUCAAAACACUUCCGCCUCGCCUCUCAUGUGAUCGUUACUGUGACUUUGGGAAGCAGCGGGGCAGGGAUUUCUUUUGAGAGAUGAGGAAAUAAACCGCUCCACGGGACACACCUCAGCCUCUCGCUGCGGGUACACAGUUGGCGCGCCGGGAGCUGGGGAGAGCCCGGGUGAGAGACAGCUCAUUCUCCCGGAACAUCGGUUUGGGGGAGAAAAGCUUUUUUGCCCUCUUAAAAGAUUUGGCCUAAGUCAGAUCAUCAGAGGAACUCUCGCUUAUAGCAGCUGCUCCUGCUGCGCACCAGCCUCCUGUGCAUGUGAGCCCGGUCGUCCGCUGGGCAUUCCAGAAAGCACAGCCCCGGAGGCCGGGUGACGGACAGCGGCCUCCUCCUCCUUGCGUCUGGUAUCUUAAAGGUGGGCCCGGAUGUCUUGGUUCUGCCGCAGUGCUGUCCCGACCACACAAACAUCCAUUCCUGUUCUGUUGAAGCAGCCCCUGGUCCCCUUGCCCAAAACGGGCAACUUGUCCUGCCUGCGCAGGGGGAGGCCAUGGCUGCUGUCCGUUCAGCUCCCUCAUGCAUACUUCUAUUAGGCAAUAGACUAGGUAAGAAAAUUGUUUCUAUGUACUGUAUAUUUUGUACCUGUUUACACUGCUAAUAUUGAUAUAACUGAUAUUUUGAAAAACAAAUAAACAGAAAACAUCCUGUUAAAAUAAAACCUAACCAGCACCAAG
This is a messenger RNA of Microcebus murinus (gray mouse lemur), 4849 nucleotides long. The record is from RefSeq and is a predicted model, not a curated record. NCBI's taxonomy places the organism in Eukaryota, Metazoa, Chordata, Mammalia, Primates, Cheirogaleidae.